AUGAACUUGAUGAAUAUAUACUGUUAUUCUUUAUCUGCAGGUUCAUGCUUUGCAAGAUUGGAUAAUAUUUUGUUAAACAAUAAAAGUGGAGAAGACGAAGUGAACGGUGUCUCCGAUACUCUUUCCAAAGAAUCUCAACCUAAAGGUUUAUCAGCUGUAAUUCCUGGAUGGUUCUCUGAAAUCAGCCCAAUGUGGCCAGGGGAGGCACAUUCCUUGAAAGUGGAAAAAGUUUUGUUUCAAGGAAAGUCUGAUUAUCAGGAUGUUAUGGUCUUCCAGUCAGCAACAUACGGCAAGGUUCUUAUUUUGGAUGGAGUCAUUCAGCUCACAGAAAGAGAUGAGUGUGCUUACCAAGAGAUGAUCACUCAUCUUCCUCUUUGCUCUAUUCCAAACCCCAAAAAGAAUGUUAAUGUGCCCAACACCGUGCCGGCUCCUGCUGCACAAUUGGUUACAUUAGUUUAUAUACAUGCUGAAACUUUGCAAAGCUUGUUGAGCUUGAUAGGAAACAAUUCUAUUCUCAUACAAAGGGUCACCGUAGUAAGGAUGAUGGAGCAUAAUAAUACGGUGCAUGCCAGGUAUUCUGGCAUGGUUGAAAUGACAGUGGAAAACUUGAGAAUUGCUGUGAAUUGCUGUGAAUGCCGUGAAAUGUUAUGA
Molecule: messenger RNA, 651 nt
Organism: Vicia villosa (hairy vetch)
Lineage: Eukaryota; Viridiplantae; Streptophyta; Magnoliopsida; Fabales; Fabaceae
Product: spermidine synthase 2-like
Exons: 7
Coding region: 1-651 (216 amino acids)
Biological process (GO): spermidine biosynthetic process
Cellular component (GO): cytosol
Molecular function (GO): spermidine synthase activity
Source: RefSeq, a predicted model, not a curated record